Messenger RNA from Magallana angulata, 3368 nucleotides. RefSeq names its product 1-phosphatidylinositol 4,5-bisphosphate phosphodiesterase eta-2-like. Gene Ontology annotation, molecular function: calcium ion binding; phosphatidylinositol-4,5-bisphosphate phospholipase C activity. The coding region runs from base 362 to 2677 and encodes 771 amino acids. NCBI's taxonomy places the organism in Eukaryota, Metazoa, Mollusca, Bivalvia, Ostreida, Ostreidae. The record is from RefSeq and is a predicted model, not a curated record. The transcript has 22 exons. Gene Ontology annotation, biological process: phosphatidylinositol-mediated signaling; lipid metabolic process.
UUGAUUGUCGGACAGGGGUAAAUAUUAUUCUUGUAAAACUUCCGUAUAUGAAACUUUAUAAGCUUGUGCAGUUGUGACCUUCAAUUUUGGUGUCCUUGAAUGACCACAAAAUCGGGUGUGAAUGUUGUUCCAAGUUCUAGAUGUGCAUGUUAUUACCAGGAGUUUGGAUCCCUCACUAAUUGCGCAAUGAACCGUAUCACUUGCCCUGGGUACAAACCAUUUGGAGACAUUUAAACUUGUGUAUGUGAGGGGAUAAUGCACAUCCACAAGUUUUACCGUAAUACUAUAUGCUUUAUCAGUGAAACUUGUGACUUCAGUUGUUGUUGAAAUUGAUAAAUGUGGUGACCUAAUAUUAUAUGACAUGGGGAAUGUGAACCGACACUCGGGGCAGUCAUCUCACCCUACCCCAGAGUCCCAACCCUCAGGGAAAAGACACAGGAAAACACAUCUUACUAAAUCAGUUGAUAAGUUGCUGUACUUGUUGAGUCAAGGAUGUAUGCUACACAAGGUAAAAGGUGGGGGCUUGCUGUACCCGCGGACAUUCUAUCUCGACACAGAGAAUAUGGUGCUGAAAUAUUCGGGGUCUGAAAAACGUUUGAGGAAAAAAAGAAUAUCAUGGCCUAUAUCAAAGAUCCGAGAAGUGAGAGAGGGAGAAAAAGACUAUUCCAAACGCCUGGACCCAUACGAUAGGGGGCGUUGCCUUGCUGUAGUGUUUGGGACAAACCAUGAGGUCCUGUAUUUGAUGAGUGAAACCUCUCAGAUGAGGGAUGACUGGAUCAAGGGACUCCGAUUCGCUCUCCACAUGGAUCAGUACAUGGAUCAGAAACAGCAAACUGAUAGAUGGAUCAGAGAAGCUUUUCAAAUGGCUGACAAAAACAAUGACAGGAGUCUGGACUUUGAAGAAAUUCUCAAAUUAUUGAAACAGCUAAACGCAGAUAUGGACAAAAAAUAUGUUUUGGAACUCUUCAAUAAAGCAGACACAACUAAAACUCACGGUAAGCCAGUAUUAGAUGCUGAGGAGUUUGUCCGAUUCUAUCACAUGUUGACAGAGAGACCGGAAAUAGAUGAAAUAUUCAUGAAAUACGACGAUGGCAAGGGAUAUUGGACGUUUUCUGAUCUGUGUAAAUUCUUCUAUCAUGAACAAAAGCUUGAUUUGACAGAGGACCAGUCUAAAGAACUAAUAGCAGCCUUUGAACCCCAGAAACAGCUGCAGUUAGAGGAGCACCUCAGCCCCAUAGGGUUCAGAACACUUCUUGCCAGCAAUGACCAACAACUUUUUAACCCCAUUCACAAACGAGUGUAUCAAGACAUGACUCAACCUAUCAUCAACUACUACAUCAGCUCAUCUCAUAACACAUACUUAACAGACGACCAGUUACGAGGACCAAGUCGAGUGGAGGCAUACAUCACAGCUUUGUCCCGAGGCUGCCGAUGUGUCGAAUUGGAUUGUUGGGAUGGACCCGACGAAGAGCCAGUUAUUUACCACGGUUACACCCUCACCUCAAAGAUCUUCUUCCGCGACGUUCUAUCCGCCAUCAAGGAUUAUGCCUUCCAGUCUUCACCACAAAAUCCGAACAGCAGGUAUCCUGUGAUAUUGUCCAUAGAAAAUCACUGCUCAGUCAAACAACAGACUGUCAUGGCAACAUACAUCAGGUCUAUUUUUGGAGACUUGUUAUAUGCCCCAGAAGAAACUCCAAAUAGAAUUCCCUCCCCUCAUGACCUCAUGGGAAAAAUUGUUAUCAAAGCGAAAAAAAUGGAUUACCCAAAAAUGGGAAAAAAACUUCCUAACAAUCUCAGCAAUACAGAUGAAGGUGAAGUCAGUGAUGAGGAUGAGGCAGCAGACGUUAGCAACGAGUCUGUCAUACCUCCCAAAAAGGACUCGGGUCACAAAAUCAAACUCAGCCCAGAGUUCUCGGCUUGUGUUGGCUUUAAGGCUGUUGGAUUCAAAGGAGUAGAAGAAUCCAUAAAUUCGAAGGGAAUAUUUGUGUCCCUUGGAGAAAACAAGGCCCUGAAGUUGAUAGAUAAUGAUAGAGAUGGGGUCAUCAAGUUGAACCAGCACAUGUUAGUGCGGACGUACCCAGCCGGCAGUAGGACAGACUCCAGUAACUACAAUCCUGUGCCCAUGUGGAACGCAGGGUGUCAAGUGGUGGCCCUGAAUUUCCAGACCAACUCUGAACCAAUGCAGCUGUUGCAAGGCAAGUUCAUGGACAAUGGAGGAUGUGGCUAUCUGCUGAAGCCAGGAUUUUUGUUGUCAGAUGACAGAUCAGCAUCUCCACGGACAUCCAGAAAGAGGCUGAGCAUUACAAUUGUCAGCGGUUACCAGCUUCCUAAGCCCAAUGAUUCUAAGAAGGGGGAGAUAAUUGACCCAUUCAUCAAAAUAGAAGUACAUGGAGUGAAAGAAGACACUCAGCAGUGCAAGACGAGCGUCAAAGAGAACAAUGGCUUUAACCCACGCUGGGAUGAACACGUUUCCUUUGUCAUCGGUCAGCCUGAUCACGCCAUCAUCCGAUUCGUUGUUUAUGAUCACGACAGAUGUGUUGACGACUUCAUUGGAUAUUUUGCUCUCCCAUUCCAUUCAAUCCAAGAGGGUUACCGCCAUUUUUCUCUCCUGAACAAACACGGAGAUAAGAUCCCAAUGGCUCUCAUACUGCUUAAAGUGGAGAUCAAGGAGGCUUGAUUCCCUUUCUUCAGGUGUUUGGGUCAUGGAAUUUAUAUCAUCCACUGAAGAUGCUUUUUCCCCCACCGAAACACAAAAGAGUUUGUCAUGAUCAAGGACCAUAACUGUGUUGCAUUCAUGCUCAUCAUAUUCAUAAGGGACCAAAUUGAAUCCAGUGAAUGGUGUACAAUGCUUUAAUUUUUUUGUUGCAUAUACAUAUUUGUUUAACCAGAGCAAUAGAAUUUAUAAUGGAUAUAUUUGGUUGUGGUAAUUUGAUCUCUUCUUAAUUUUGUGUACUUAAUUUAGGAUAAGAUUUUAUAGUACAUGUAGGUUGUUAAAUAUGCAUUUAUUUUGUGUAUUUAUAGCAAUACAUUAAUCAUGAAAAAUAUAUGUACGUGUAUAUUUAAAAAAUCUUGAAUUUUUUUCUUGAUAUGAUUUUCUAUCGUAUCUUUUUAAUUGCAAUGAAAUUACCUUUUUAAAGAUGGACAGAAUUGAACACUGUAUAUUCCUUUGAUUACAUGCAUAUAUUUGAACAAAUGUAACAUGGCUGGCUUUGAGGUUAUUGUUAGAUGCUUUGCUUGGUUACAUGUCUUGAAAAUCAUCCAUUCAUAUACAUGUAUUAUAACUAUUCUCUGUUUAAAGGGAUUCAGUGAUUAUAUUUUGUUUCUUUCUAUAUUAAAUUUUGAAUAAAUUUCAUCUUUUUCACAGAUAA